Verticillium dahliae VdLs.17 is the source of this 1419-nucleotide messenger RNA. RefSeq names its product actin. NCBI's taxonomy places the organism in Eukaryota, Fungi, Ascomycota, Sordariomycetes, Glomerellales, Plectosphaerellaceae. Gene Ontology annotation, biological process: regulation of transcription by RNA polymerase II. Bases 1 to 1419 code for a protein of 472 amino acids. Gene Ontology annotation, cellular component: NuA4 histone acetyltransferase complex; SWI/SNF complex. The record is from RefSeq and is a predicted model, not a curated record. The transcript has 2 exons. Gene Ontology annotation, molecular function: chromatin binding.
AUGUCUCAGCAACCCUUGUCGUCGGCGGCGCAGCCGACCGACGUCUAUGGAGGAGACGAGGUUUCCGCCCUGGUGCUCGACCCAGGUUACUGCCAUACGCGCGCCGGUUUCGCGGGCGAAGACGUUCCCAAGUCCAUCUUGCCCUCUUUCCACGGCCGUACGACCAACAAGGAGAUCCAGAAGGAUUUCUUCGGUGACGAAUACCUCAUCGCGCGACCCGACUUCGAAGUUCGCAACUACAUGAACAAGGACAGCGUGGUGGAGGACUGGGACACCGCCACGAAGAUGUGGGAGUACAUGUUGACCAACCAACUGCAGCCAUUCAAGCAGACUUCACCCUCGAAGAACGGCCUCAACGAUGAUCCGAAGGAAGGUGAGGGAGAGAACGGCGAGGCUGCCGACGUGGCCAUGGAGGACGUGGAGGAGCAGGAGAAGUCGCUACAGGAGAACCCACUUCUGAUGAGCGAGGCACCAUGGAACACACCCAAGGCAAGGGAGAAGGCCAUCGAGGUCAUCAUGGAGAACUGGGGUUGCCCCGCCUUCUGGAUGAGCCGCACCCCUGUUCUCUCGGCCUUCGCAGCCGGCAAGGCGAGCGCUCUGGUCAUCGAUGUUGGCGGCGCCAACACUUCCGUCACCGCCAUUCACGACGGCAUGUGUCUCAAGCGCUCUAUCCAGCGAUCUCCCGUUGCAGGACUGUGGCUCUCGGACCAGGUCCGCCACCUUUUCGGUACGAGUGAACCCAAGAUCGAGGUCGUGCCUACCUACAUGGUCGAGUCUAAGACACCCGUCGAUGCCGGUGCCCCUCCGCAAUUCAAGUCUCGCACCUUCCCCUUCAGCAUCGACAAGUCUUUCGUCGAAUACGAGAACGGACGCGUCAUCACCGAAUUCAAGGAGUCCGUUGUCGAGACCUGGAGGGGCCCUGGAAAAUUCCUGUCGCCUCAGAAUGAGGAGUAUGUUCGCACGCAACCCGGACGGAUCUACGAGUUCCCCAACGGCGGCAACCAGAUGUGGCGCGAGCAGCGGUACCGCGUCUCCGAGGGCAUGUGGGAUGAAGCAGCGGCUUUCCCGACAGAGGAUCUGCCCACAGUCAACAAGUCGCAGACCAUUCCCGAACUCAUCCGCAGUGCUCUCAACGCCGUGGAUGUUGACCUCCGCCCCAACCUGCUCGGCAACAUUGUCGUGACCGGCAGCACCAGUCUUCUGAACGGAUUCAACGACCGCCUGAACAACGAGCUCAUGGCCAUGUUCCCCGGCUCCAAGAUCAAGAUUCACGCCGCUGGACUGACCACGGAGCGUCGCUUUGGCGCCUGGAUCGGCGGCAGCAUCCUGGCGAGCCUGGGCACCUUCCACCAGAUGUGGAUCUCGAGGAAGGAGUACGAGGAGAACGGUGUCAACAUCGUGGAGAAGCGCUGCAAGUAG